AUGGACAAAGCAACGAUCUUCAACGGAGAUGACAAGUUGAACUUGGCGACCAAGUCGACUCGAAUCGCGGUAGCAGUCGCGUCGUACUGGAUCAUCUCCAUCGCCAUGGUCUUCCUGAAUAAGGCCGUGCUGAGUCAACCAGGUACCAGGGUUGACGCACCACUCUUCGUGACCUGGUACCAAUGUCUCUGCACUGUUGUUGGGUGCUAUGUUCUGGGAGUACUGGGUAUUGGUGGCGUUCCUCGCUUCGAGGUGCAACGUGCUGUUUUAUGGAAGAUGCUUCCACUCUCUGCAGUAUUUGUCGCAAUGACAGCUACCAACAAUGUAUGCCUCAAGUACGUCGAGGUAUCGUUUUAUCAGGUUGCAAGGUCACUGACGGUAGUUUUCAACGUGCUGCUUGACUUUCUGAUUCUGGGCCAGCGUACGUCCCUGGAAGCUAUGGUCUGCCUCGCCGUGGUGAUUUUCGGGUAUGUGCUCGGCAACGACCAGGAAGUGCGCUGGUCACUCAUGGGUGUUCUGUUCGGGCUAGCGUCGUCGUUUUUCGUUGCGUUGAAUUCAAUUUUUGUGAAAAAGAACUUGGCGCAUGUCGAUAAUAACCCAUGGAAACUGACACUGUAUAAUAAUCUGAAUGCGACUGUGCUGUUUGUUCCGCUUAUCCUGCUCACCGGGGAGGUAUCGGAAAUUUUUCAAAACCCUACGACCAGAACGCCUCUAUUUUGGACGCUUAUGAGUGUAGGUGGGAUGCUGGGCAUCGCCAUCAGCUUUGCUGCGGCGGCGCAGAUCAAAUGGACGAGCCCUCUCACCCACAAUGUCUCGUGUACGGCAAAAGCAGCCGCUCAGACUUUCUUGGCCUUGCUCGUCUACCGAAAUCCGAUUACGGUUCUCGGCUUGCUCAGCAUAUUCAUCGUGCUGGGUGGUUCCCUCGCGUACACCAUGGUGAGGCGCUCUGAGAUGAUCGCUGGUAGCGAGCGAUCGUCGCGAAGCGCCGGACUGACGACAACUGCGAAGGCGGAAGAACCAGCACAUCCGACCUCGAUUCGCGUGAGCUGA
Molecule: messenger RNA, 1050 nt
Organism: Cyanidioschyzon merolae strain 10D
Lineage: Eukaryota; Rhodophyta; Bangiophyceae; Cyanidiales; Cyanidiaceae
Product: probable GDP-fucose transporter
Exons: 1
Coding region: 1-1050 (349 amino acids)
Biological process (GO): GDP-fucose import into Golgi lumen; protein O-linked glycosylation via fucose
Cellular component (GO): Golgi apparatus
Molecular function (GO): antiporter activity
Source: RefSeq, a predicted model, not a curated record